AUGUUUGGCCCUCCCGGCACCGGCAAGACGCUGCUCGCAAAGGCGCUCGCGGCCAAUUGCACCAAUAAGGAGUUAGUUGAUAGCCAAGCGCUGGCGACCGAGUGCGGCACCACCUUCUUCUCGGUCACCUCCUCCACACUCGGCUCCAAGUACCGCGGCGACGCGGAGCGGAUGGCGCGCUUCUACGCACCGUCCACCAUCUUCAUCGACGAGGUCGACUCGCUCGCCUCGCAGCGGGGCUCAACGGGCGAGCACGGCGGCGCGCCGCCAGGGCGCGUCCGGGGCACAUCACCGGAGUCUGAUGCUGGCCCUCUGCGCGUCCAGAUGGACGGCGUGGGCGGCGGCGGCGCCGAGGACGGCGAGUGCAAGAAUGUGAUGGUGCUCGCUGCGGCACCCUUCUCGGAACUUGCUGGGAAGCUUCUCGGAACUUGCGGGCUGCGGCACGACGAGAUCCGCAGGCUCAAGCGCGAGGACACAGACACGCCGCUCUGCCAGGACGACAUCGAGCAGUCGCUGCUGCGCAUCAACAAGACGGACGUCGACAUGGUCCGCUCGUGA
This is a messenger RNA of Emiliania huxleyi CCMP1516, 558 nucleotides long. RefSeq lists its product as hypothetical. The record is from RefSeq and is a predicted model, not a curated record. Gene Ontology annotation, biological process: microtubule severing. The transcript is spliced from 6 exons. NCBI's taxonomy places the organism in Eukaryota, Haptophyta, Isochrysidales, Noelaerhabdaceae. The coding region runs from base 1 to 558 and encodes 185 amino acids. Gene Ontology annotation, molecular function: ATP hydrolysis activity; ATP binding. Gene Ontology annotation, cellular component: microtubule cytoskeleton.